This is a messenger RNA of Drosophila kikkawai, 666 nucleotides long. The record is from RefSeq and is a predicted model, not a curated record. NCBI's taxonomy places the organism in Eukaryota, Metazoa, Arthropoda, Insecta, Diptera, Drosophilidae.
GUUUUCAGCUGGAAGCUAUCUGAAUUAUUCCUAAAAUAAUGCUCCAGUUUCGAAUCUUUAUUCUACUAAUGCUGUUUGCCGAGGGGUUUUUCCAGAUGCUGUUAAAAAAGAACUACGAAGUCCGAUUUAUAUCCGUAGACUAUACGGGUGGAACCGAUUACAUUGAUGUAAGCAAAAUUCGAUUUUUGGGUCGCGAACGUUUAGCCAAUGGUACCGUCGAGAUGAAGAAAGAUUUCAGUGAUGAGUUGUACUCGGUGUCGGCUGAGAGCUUCAUUGAUCCCAAUGGUGAUGGCAACUACAAGAAGUUGCCAAUGUUCAUUCCUCGUCAACCCAUCUGCAAGGCCAUGGAAUCCAACUGGAAGUAUUUAGAUGCCUCUCUGAAGUAUGGAGUAAAUUCCGAUUUUCCUGCCCACCUACAUCCAUGUCCCAUACCGAAGGGAUUAUACUACGUCAAAAACGUAUCCCCGAAAACGGAUGAUUGGCCUGUCAUAAUGCCACGGGGCUUUCUUAAGGCAGUGAUGACCUUAUAUGACGAAGACAAAGUUGCCGGCACAUUUGAAGUAGUGGUCCAAAUUUCGGAUCUUUCUUAAUAACAAUGUUGAGUCGUAUUUUUCUGUACUAGGUUUUUUAUGGGGCUGAAAUAAAUUCGUUGAAUAUAUAUAUUUU